Molecule: messenger RNA, 996 nt
Organism: Dichotomopilus funicola
Lineage: Eukaryota; Fungi; Ascomycota; Sordariomycetes; Sordariales; Chaetomiaceae
Exons: 1
Coding region: 1-996 (331 amino acids)
Cellular component (GO): cytosol
Molecular function (GO): peroxidase activity; heme binding
Source: RefSeq, a predicted model, not a curated record
AUGUCCUACCACCACCAACCCUCCAUCACAACCCCGCUCACAGGCUCCGCCACCUUCCUCGUCCUCGCCCACCAACCCUCCUCCCCCCUCGACCGCAUCCGCAAAACCCUAGCCGACAUCGACGGCCUCGCCAAAAACAUCGCCAUCCGCGACAUCCGCUCCGACUUUGCCUGCACCGUGGGCAUCGGCGCCGACAUCUGGGACCGUCUCACCACCACCACCAACCCCACCACGGGGCAAACCAGCAGCAUCUGCCGACGCCCACCCGAACUCAAACCCCUCCCCGUCCUGCGCGGCGCAGUCCACGCGACGGUCUCGACACCGGGGGAUUUACUCUUCCAUAUUCGGUCUCACAGGCGGGAUCUGUGUUUUGAGUUUGAGAGGCAACUGUUGAAAGCCCUGGGGGAUUCGGUGCGUGUCGUGGAUGCUACGGUGGGGUUCCGGUAUUUUGAUGCGCGCGAUCUGUUGGGGUUUGUGGAUGGCACGGCGAAUCCGGUUGGGGAGCGGGCGGUGGUGAAUGCGGCUGUGCUUGGGGAGGGGGAUGUUGAUGGAUUGGAUGGAGAAAUUGAAGGGGGUAUUGGGGGAGGGUAUGUGGUUGUUCAGAAGUAUUUGCACAAUUUGGAUGCGUGGAAUGCGCUUUCAACGGAGGAGCAGGAGGGGAUUAUUGGAAGGACGAAGUUUGAUAAUGUGGAGUUGGAUGAUGCGGAGGAGGGGCAAAGGUCGCAUAAGACGUUGACGACGAUUGAGGAUGAGGAGGGGAAUGAGCAUGAGAUUGUAAGGGAUAACAUGCCGUUUGGGUCGCCUGCGGGGGGAGAGUAUGGGACGUAUUUUAUUGGGUAUUCGAAGAGGCUAUGGGUCAUUGAGCGCAUGUUGGAGCGCAUGUUUGUGGGGUUUCCCGAGGGGAAGCAUGAUCGGAUCUUGGACUUUUCGACGCCGGUGACGGGGACCACGUUUUUUGUGCCGCCUGUGGAAACGCUUCAGGGGUUGGGAGGGUGA